AUGGAGGAGCACGGAGCCCCAGUACUGGCCAGGUUUGACAUUGAGGGGAUGUUGGGGGAGGGCACGUACGGCAAGGUCUACAAGGUGGUGGACAAAGAGUCGGGGCUGCCGUAUGCCUUGAAGAAGAUCCCGAUCCAAUACGACGAGGAGGGCGUGCCGAGCACCGCCAUCCGCGAGGUGUCGCUGGUCAGGGAGUGCAACCACCCGAACAUCAUAAGGCUGUACGAGGUCAUCUCGACGCCGUACGCCCUGCACCUCCUCUUCGAGUUCCUGGACAUGGACCUGCGGAUGUACCUGCGGAAGCACGGCGCCUACACCGACCCGCCCGCCCUGAGGGGCGCCGCGUACCAGUGCUCGUGCGCCAUCGAGUACAUCCACCUCCACCGCAUUAUACACCGCGACUUGAAGCCGCAAAACGUCUUGAUCGACAUAAAGUCGGGCCGCCUGAAGCUUGCGGAUUUCGGGCUCGCAAGAGCCUACAGCGUGCCGCUGCGGGUCUACACGCACGAGGUGGUGACGCUAUGGUACCGUGCCAUCGAGAUCCUGCUCGGGCAAACCAAGUACGCGACGCCCACGGACAUCUGGUCGCUGGGCUGCAUCGUCGCGGAGAUGGCCACUGCGAAGGCACUCUUCCCGGGCGACUCGCAGAUUGACACGAUCUUCAAGAUCUUCCGCGUCCUAGGGACUCCCACCGACGAGGUCUGGCCGGGCGUCUCCACCUUGCGCGAGUUCAAGCACACCUUCCCGCGCUGGCCGGCCACGCGGCUGGAGAGCACGCGCUCGGCCGGGCCAGCUCUUGGCGACACCGGCAUCGAGAUGCUCCAACUGUGUUUCGCGUACAACCCCGUCAACCGCCUAUCCGCUCAGCGGCUUAAGCUCCACGCCUUCUUCGAGGGGGUUGAACCAGAGGUCGACCGCUGCGCCAUCACUAGGAGGUGA
Molecule: messenger RNA, 939 nt
Organism: Prorocentrum cordatum
Lineage: Eukaryota; Dinophyceae; Prorocentrales; Prorocentraceae
Source: the annotation of a GenBank genome assembly